AUGUUCCUGAAGGCUGUGGUCCUGACCCUGGCCCUGGUGGCCGUCACCGGUGCCCAGGCUGAGGUCAGUGCCGACCAGGUGGCCACUGUGGUGUGGGACUACUUCAGCCAGCUGAGCAACAAUGCCAAGGAGGCUGUGGAACAUCUCCAGAAGUCUGAGCUCACCCAGCAGCUCAACGCCCUCUUCCAGGACAAACUUGAGGAAGUGAACACCUACAGGACUGACCUGCAGAAGAAGCUGGUGCCCUUCGCCACGGAGCUGCAUGAACGCCUGACCAAGGACUCCGAGAAGCUGAAGGAGGAGAUUCGGCAGGAGCUGGAGGAGCUGCGGGCCCGGCUGCUGCCCCACGCCAACGAGGUGAGCCAGAAGAUCGGGGACAACGUGCGCGAGCUGCAGCAGCGCCUGGGGCCCUACGUGGAGGAGCUGCGCGCCCAGGUCAACACCCAGGCGGAGCGACUGGGGCGCCAGCUGAGUGCCUACGCGCAGCGCAUGCAGACCGCGCUGCAGCAGAACGUGAACAACCUGCAGGCCUCGCUCACGCCCUACGCCGACGAGCUCAAGGUCAAGAUCGACCAGAACGUGGAGGAGCUCAAGAGGCACCUCACGCCCUACGCAGACGAGCUCAAGGUCAAGAUCGACCAGAACGUGGAGCAGCUGCGCCGCAACCUGGCUCCCUACGCGGAGGAUGUCCAGGAGAAGCUGAACCGCCAGCUGGAGGGCCUGGCCUUCCAGAUGAAGAAGAACGCCGAGGAGCUGAAGGCCAAGAUCUCGGCCAGCGCCGACGAGCUGCGGCAGAAGCUGGCGCCCCUGGCCGAGGACGUGCACGGCAAGCUGAGGGGAAACCCCGAGGGGCUGCAGAAAUCGCUGGCGGAGCUGGGCGGCCACCUGGACCGGCAGGUGGAGGAAUUCCGCCGCCACGUGGAGCCCUACGGGGAGACCUUCAACAAAGCUUUGGUGCAGCAGGUGGAGGAGCUCAGGCAGAAGCUGGGCCCCUAUGCGGGGGACGUGGAAAGCCACUUGAGCUUCCUGGAGAAGGAUCUGAGGGACAAGGUCAACUCCUUCUUCAGCACUUUCAAGGAGAAAGAGAGCCAGGACAAGCCCCGGGCCCUCCCCCAGCAGGAGCAGACGCUGACCCCCCUGGAGAACUGA
Molecule: messenger RNA, 1149 nt
Organism: Diceros bicornis minor
Lineage: Eukaryota; Metazoa; Chordata; Mammalia; Perissodactyla; Rhinocerotidae
Gene: APOA4
Product: apolipoprotein A4
Exons: 3
Coding region: 1-1149 (382 amino acids)
Biological process (GO): cholesterol biosynthetic process; lipoprotein metabolic process; high-density lipoprotein particle assembly
Cellular component (GO): extracellular region; chylomicron; high-density lipoprotein particle
Molecular function (GO): phospholipid binding; phosphatidylcholine-sterol O-acyltransferase activator activity; cholesterol binding
Source: RefSeq, a predicted model, not a curated record